This is a messenger RNA of Cottoperca gobio, 3212 nucleotides long. RefSeq names its product synaptosome associated protein 47 (gene snap47). The record is from RefSeq and is a predicted model, not a curated record. Lineage: Eukaryota; Metazoa; Chordata; Actinopteri; Perciformes; Bovichtidae. Gene Ontology annotation, cellular component: plasma membrane; SNARE complex. Gene Ontology annotation, molecular function: syntaxin binding; SNAP receptor activity. The coding region runs from base 309 to 1574 and encodes 421 amino acids. Gene Ontology annotation, biological process: exocytosis; synaptic vesicle priming; synaptic vesicle fusion to presynaptic active zone membrane. The transcript has 5 exons.
GUCGGACAGUAAAUACAGCCGUGCUCCUGUGUGACGUCACUUCCGUAAUAAACAUCAGCGAUACUGAGAAGAGUGUGGGGUAACACAACGUUAAUGCUCAGCCCAACUGGGUAAUGUUCUGGAUGUAUGUGCUGUGGGACGGAUAUAAGUACACCAAGAGGAAGUGAUAUAUGCUAAGAAGGUUUAUAACGUUAUAAUGACGCACUCGUAAAGGUCGCUCCUCCUGAAGCUGCCAGUUUGAACGCCUCAGCUGAGCUCAUCUGCUGCCUGGAUCCCUUAUUACACUCUGUAGUGAAUCUCCUACCAAAAUGAGCAAGGACGUUCCUAUCCACAGCUGGCCCGGCUCCUAUUACAUUACCAGUGAGAAGCGGUGGGCGACUGGCACCCUGUCCCUCACCAGGACCAUGGUGCGCUUCGCCUCUAACCAGAGUAAGGAGAGUCUUACCAGCUUCCGCCUCUCCAGGAUCAUGGAGAUCAAGAUGGAGUCGUCCAGCUUCAUCUUCAGCACUCUCACAGUGCUUGAAGAGGGCAAUGUGAAACACUGGUUUGGUUCCCUUAAGCCCAACAGGGUGGUGGUCUAUAAUGUGUUAGAGCAUUUCUGGAGAGAACGCCUCCUGUCCCCCAGCUCAGAGGCCAGUGGGGCCGAAUGUCAACCCUCUAAGGGCAGCAAGCUGAUCAACCUGGUGGCAGGGGCCCAGAGAAGACUGGAGGACACCGGCAGAGUCCUCAGCCACCAAGGAGAGCAGUUUGACAAUGCGAUGCAGGGACUGGAGAAGAUUGACUCUGAUCUGGGCGUGGCUGAUAAGCUUUUGUCAGAGCUGGAAUCGCCCGCAUGGUGGCCUUUUGGUAAACUCCCCUGGAAAACUCAGCAGGAAGCCAAGGCUCAGGACGCUGCAAGAGCUGCCGCUGCUUCAGCAGCUGGCAAAGGGUCCGGUAGAAAUAAAGUGAUCGCAAGCAUCCCAGCUGUAGUGACCAAAGGCGGGGACUCUGACUUAAAACCAGGAUGCUUAUUGGUGCUGGUGUCCUCACUGGAGGUGCGAGACACAAACUGUCAACUCCUUCACCGCUUUGAACGGAAUGAAAUUGACGAAAUCAGGGUGCACAGUCCGUAUGAGAUCACUGUUAAACAGCGGUUUAUUGGGAAGCCAGAUAUAUACUACAGGUUCCUGUCUGCCAAGAUGCCAGAGGCAAUGUCGGUGUUAGAGAUGCAGUACAAAAAGAAAGUGGAGUUCACUAGUGAAUACACUGCUUUCAAAGCAACUCCACUUUCAUCUCCGUGUGACACAGAGGGGCCAAACUGGAAUGAAGGUUUGCUGCAGAAGUGCCAAGACACAGAGCUCCCACUGGAGGUCCCAGCAGGAGUACUGUCCCAGUUGCAUGUCCUCCAGCCAUCUGUCAGUCAGGCUGAGGCCCAGGAACUCAAACAGAUGCUGAUGCAGCUGAAGAACCUUGCCCUGGAGGCUGAGACGGAGCUGGAGCGGCAGGAUGAUGUUCUGGAUGACCUGACCAACUCCACUGACCGAGCCACCAUGGACAUAGAAAAACAUACGUGCCGUGUGAAAAGGCUGCUGUAGCUCUGACAGUCCAGCAGACACAUGAGGUCCCCACGUCCCUCCUAAGAAAUGCACUGCAAGCUUCCUACAUUGGUACAAUGUUGGAACAGAAGUAGGGACUUGAAUAUGCUCAAAAUACUUCAUAGCAUUUUUGUUGCAUAUAAUUACAUAAUCACAUGGGUUCAUGUGUGAGUCAAUGUUCGCUUAAUACUAAAGAUGUUCACCAAAAUCCAUGAAAUUCGCCAUUCAAAUUAUGACUUUCUGCUUUGUGCAAAUAGUAUAUUUCAAUAUUGAAACAAUUCCAACACAUGAGACUGGGAUAAUGAGCCAUCUUCACGAUGGGAUGUGCGUCCUGCAGCACUUAACAAAUGCGGCUAGCAUAGUUAGCAUUACAUUUGGCUUGGAUGCUAUCAGCUGCACAACUGUCAUUAUGAAAACACAAUUGUUUUAGUUUUUAGAGUUUCCAUAUAGAAAAAGAAUUCUUGAUCACCACAUGGUUCAGAUUAUAAAAUAUUGACCAAUAGAUAAAUGGCCGCCCGACUACUCACACUGCACUAGGGUCAUGGUAGUGGUGCUUAUGGAUUGGCUUAGCACUAUCGAAACCAAUCCGCAAUGUUGGUGGUGGGAAGCCGGUGAGGGAUCACAUCGUCAUCGGUGCCCUACUGAUUGGUUGUGGCACAUGAGUCAUUUGGGGGGACUGCUUGCAUCUAAUGCCUGAAAAAAUAAGCUGAUGUAUCAUGUUGUAUCAGAGGAGACGCACUUUACACCUUCCCCGGGCCCAGGGGAAGACGGCAAUGACAACGAAAGUGAAGGGCAAAAUGGACAUUUGAAAAGCAAAAAUAACUAGCCAAUUUAUUCUCUCUGCACAAACAUAUUUUUAACAAUAUGCAUGUUGCUUCCAUUGCAAUAACAGAAUGUGUAAGAGUGAAGGAUAACCCUGAUCUUGUUGGGUGAACAGAUUUCCCAAGUAAAUGAUUUGCAAGUAAUGGACUUUCCAGUGGCAUCACGGUAAUAUCCAUGUUUUUGAUGAUGUACAGCCAUUCUUCCUUUUUAUAACCUUCUCUCUCCUGAAGACUUGUCUUUCUCAGGUCCGUGUCACUUGUCCUCUCCAGACAUUGUCUCCCUGGGCCUAAUGUUGCAUGUCUAAAUAAUGCUGCUUUGUAUUGCAUCAAGAGAAAAUGUCCCAUCAUAACUAAUAUAUAACAGACUGUAAAUGUGCAACUAUUUCUGGGACUUCAAAACAGAAAACACUUCCUUUUUGUUUGUUUUUAAAUAGUGUACACUAAAUACUCCAUAUUAACGUUCACAUCUACUGUAUGUCUUGCUAAAGAUUGAUCCUAUUCUCAUUCUGUAUUAUCUGUGACAGACACAUGUCUUGUAAUUCUGUGAUUUUAUUGUCUUCUGUUAUCACUGUCAACUUGAUAUAAGCUGGAAGUUAAACUUGAAAUGUUUUUAAAAUAAUGAUUUCAGUGCUGUAUAGAUGCUCAUUUUUGCUUAGGAUACUUAAUUUAUCCUGACACUGGAUGGAUAAAGUGGAAACUGCAUCUUAGCUGAAAGCAAACAAAUGAAAAAAGGAAGCAACACAACUGACAUUUUAAGUUUUGGAGUCAUCACCAUUGAAAAUCUGUAAUAGUUUAUAAUUUGCAAUAAAAUAAAGUA